This is a messenger RNA of Cariama cristata (Red-legged seriema), 1038 nucleotides long. It is a transcript of the gene TTC38, whose product is annotated as tetratricopeptide repeat domain 38. The transcript has 9 exons. The record is from RefSeq and is a predicted model, not a curated record. Lineage: Eukaryota; Metazoa; Chordata; Aves; Cariamiformes; Cariamidae. Gene Ontology annotation, molecular function: protein binding. The annotation marks the transcript as partial.
ACUGGAAGUUCAGUGCGACUCAACAAAGAGCUGGAGAGUGCGAUGAGAACAAUGAUGACGCUUUCACAGUCACAGCCGCUGACUGAGCGGGAGAAGCUUCACGUAGCAGCAUUGGACAUGUUUGCCAGUGGCCAGCUUCCAAAAGCUUGUGAUCUGUGGGAACAGAUCCUGCAGAGCCACCCAACUGACCUGCUAGCCCUUAAAUUUUCCCACGACACUUAUUUCUAUCUGGGAUACCAUAUACAGAUGCGAGACUCUGUUGCCCGGGUUUAUCCUUUCUGGACACCUGAUAUUCCACUAAGCAGCUACGUGAAGGGCUACUACUCUUUUGGACUCAUGGAAACAAACUUUUUCGAUCGUGCCGAGGAGCUUGCCCGUGAGGCUUUGGCUAUAAAUCAGACAGAUGCGUGGUCUGUCCAUACUAUAGCUCACAUACAUGAAAUGAAAGCGGAGGUGAAGAAAGGGUUAGAAUUUAUGGAGCAAACAGAAACCAACUGGAAGAACAGUGAUAUGCUUGCUUGCCAUAAUUACUGGCACUGGGCUUUAUACUUUAUUGAAAAGGGGGAAUAUGAGGCUGCUUUGACAAUUUAUGACAAUCAUAUUGCUCCCCGGUGUCUGUCAAGUGGAAGCAUGCUGGAUAUAGUCGAUAACUCUUCGAUGCUGUACAGGCUUCAUCUGGAAGGAGUAAAGCUUGAAGACAGGUGGAACAAUGUUCUCCAGCUUACAAAGAAGCACACCAAAGAUCACGUUCUUUUGUUCAAUGAUGUGCACAUCUUGAUGUCCUCGCUUGGAGCCAAAGACCACAAAACUACUGAUGAGCUUUUAACAACUCUUCAGGAACUUGCCAAAGCACCUCAUGGAGACCACGAGCUUUCCCUGGCUCCUAGUUUGGGCUUGCCACUGUGCCAGGCUUUUGUCGAGUUUGAAAAUGGAAACUGUGACAAAGCUGUUGACCUGCUGUACCCAAUCCGUUAUCAACUAAUCCAACUAGGAGGCAGUAAUGCUCAGGUAAAGGAGAUCAAGAAAAGACUUUUUUGA